AGUAAUUUAGCGCGAUGUCUGGACGUGGUGGAAAGACUGGCGGUAAGGCCCGUGCAAAGGCUAAGACUCGUUCAUCCCGAGCUGGACUGCAGUUCCCGGUGGGUCGUGUCCAUAGACUGCUCAGAAAGGGCAAUUACGCCGAACGGGUCGGGGCUGGAGCACCUGUCUAUUUGGCAGCGGUGCUUGAAUAUCUAACUGCAGAAAUUCUUGAAUUGGCUGGUAAUGCAGCUCGAGAUAAUAAGAAAAAUCGCAUUAUUCCUAGGCAUCUGCAAUUGGCUGUCCGAAAUGAUGAAGAGCUGAUAAACCUGUGA
This is a messenger RNA of Protopterus annectens (West African lungfish), 311 nucleotides long. Its product is annotated as histone H2A-like. Gene Ontology annotation, cellular component: nucleosome. The transcript has a single exon. NCBI's taxonomy places the organism in Eukaryota, Metazoa, Chordata, Ceratodontiformes, Protopteridae. The coding region runs from base 15 to 311 and encodes 98 amino acids. Gene Ontology annotation, molecular function: DNA binding; structural constituent of chromatin; protein heterodimerization activity. The record is from RefSeq and is a predicted model, not a curated record.